Messenger RNA from Periconia digitata, 2099 nucleotides. The record is from the annotation of a GenBank genome assembly. NCBI's taxonomy places the organism in Eukaryota, Fungi, Ascomycota, Dothideomycetes, Pleosporales, Periconiaceae.
UCCCAUGGCGCAAGCGCACAUGGAACGAUACUCAUGAGGGAGUAUUUGGUACACGUUGUAGCGACGGUGGAUGACUCCCACAUGGCUUACAGCUGCAGACUGUGGGUGCGGGUAGAGACCGGUCGAUGCAUGUGUUCCUUCUGCUGAUGAGAGAUCUAGACAGGCUACCCCUGAUCCGGUACCAUUUGAGCGCUUGUUAUGCGCGGCGGAACAAUGUCACUAGCGUUACUGUAUCGAUGUCUUGGCCAGUCCCGGAUGUUGGUGGGGAACCAUCUCACAAAGUCCGCCAGUAAGAAACACCAACAUGCCCCCCCUGACAUCACUAUUCCAACGGUGACACUCAUCAACUCUCAAGAGUCUGUGACAAAUUGUGGGGAAAAUCAAAUCACAGGACACGCAUUUGCUGCCCACUUGCGAAUUGUAGAGAUGUCGGACAGGAAAGAGAAUGCUCUGCCGGAAACAAUGUCGGGAUCCCGCAAUGCAUCUGCGAGAUGUCCGGUGUAGUAUAUUAUAUUUGAGAGCCGAUAGAGUACGAUUCUCAACCGUGCCGCCUCUUCUUUUGACUUGGUAAUCACACGACGACUUCAACGAAACAAAGACGCCACACGCCGCUCAUCAUGGUUGGCCUUACGAAUCGCGACUCCCAUAUGGAGGCAAAACCCAUCGGAUCUUACCCACGCACCGGAAUAGACGUUCUUAUCGUGGGCACUGGCCUUGGAGGGCUCUCUGCAGCUCUGGAGUGCAAGCGCAAAGGCCACGAUGUCCGUGUGCUCGAGCGAAAUGCCGACAUCAACGUUGCUGGUGAUAUGUAUUUCAUGGGGCUGAGCGGGACCCGAUGGUUCAAGCAUUGGCCAGAAAUCCAGCAAAGAUACCAUGAAAUUUCCUUGCACAAUGCUUGGAUCGAAACCUACAAGCACAGCGGCGAGAUUAUGAUCCCACCAAAGAAAGUCUCGGAGCGCCUCCGAGCUGCGGGGCUCGACCCAAAUCUUGCUCCGGGAGAAUUCCAAAUGCGGCCGCUAGUGUACACAAUGUUUGUCGAUGCAGUUGAGAAGGCGGGUAUCAAGAUCGAGUUCAAUCGAAAAGUUGUAGACUACUUCGAGGAUGAAGCACGUGGGAAAGGCGGCUGCAUUAUUGACGACGGCACAAGAUACGAAGCUGACGUUGUAAUUGCUGCCGAUGGUGUGGGCUCCAAGAGUCAGAAGUUGGUUGGUGGUAUUGUGCGAGCUGAAUCUUCGGGACGAGCCAUGUGGCGAGCUUCUUUUCCGAAGGAGCACCUGGAUAAAAAUCCUGAGGUGAAGGAGUUCUUCAGAAUGCAACCUGGCAAUGAACCUAUCGUCAGGACCUUCCUCGGGCCAUCCACAUAUGCUCUAACGCUUUCGCGCGAAGAUGUGAUGGUAUGGAUUAUGAACCACGAUGUCACUGGCUCCGAAGAAGAGAACUGGAACCACACUAUCGACGCAGAAGAAGUACUGCAAGGAAUUGAUGACUUGCCAGGAAAAUGGUGCAACAUCUUCAAGGAGUUGGUGAGAAUAACACCUCCAAACACAAUCGUCAACUUCCCGCUUUACUGGCGCAACCCACAGCCUACCUGGGCGUCACCCGCCGCACGAGUGAUUCAAGUGGGUGACUGCGCACAUUCCUACCUUCCAUCAUCCGGAAAUGGUGCAACACAGGCUAUCGAAGAUUCCAUCUCUUUGGCCUCAUGCCUGCAGCUUGGAGGUAGCAAGGAAAGCAUUCCAGAGGCUGUGCGGACGCAUAUCCGUUUCCGUUUCAUUCGAAACGCUUGCGCGCAAAAGAUGGGCUUGUACAACGCCGAGCUCUUGCAGUCGACAGAUUGGGACAAGGUCAAACUAGACCCACGACGGGCUGCUCCCAAACAUCCCAAGUGGAUCUGGGAACAUGACCCUGAGGCCUAUGUUUAUGAAAACUACGACAAGGCGGUUGUGAGCAUGAGGAAAGGUGUCAGGAUGGAAGAUGAGACUAGUUUUGAGCCAAACUAUCCCAAAGGUUACAAGUACGUGCCGUGGGAUGCUUAUAAGAUCAUGGAGGACAUGAGGAAUGGCGUCAGCUUGGAGUUGAAGCCAGGCAAUUGGGACUAG